CGAAUUUGUUCACGAAGGAGAGAAAUCGAUACGAGUUUUUGAGGAGUUUUCCUUGCUCAAGUAGAGACUGUUUCUGCUAUAUGCUAUAUUGUUCAAAUGUUUGCUUUUGAAAUUUGAAACUUCCGGACGUAUUGAGAUUUGGAAACUAAGUGGUUUGCAUUUAUUGCAAAAAAGCAGAAUCUUUAAAGGAUUAGUUAAAGGAUAUCGAAGAAAUCUUUGCUACACAUUUUGCUGGUCAAACAAGAAAUAUUCAAAAUGUCUGGAACCUCUGCAUUGUUAAUUAAAAGACAAAUGAAAUUCAAAAAAGCCAUAUCUAUAAAUAUAGCAGCUACAAUAAUAGCUUUUUUAUUAUAUUUAGAACACGUUCUAAAAUCAGAAGCGUAUGGUUCAUAUUUGCAUCUUUUCAUUAUACUUAUGUCAUUGAUCAACUGCUUUAAAUCAUACAAAUCAAUGAAGAGCUAUGAAGCAUUUUAUGAGCAGAUGAUUGAUCAGUAUAAAACAGAAAUGCAAAACGCUGAAGAUUUCAAGGACGUGCUUCCUGAAUUUAAAGAAUUUAUGAAACUCAAUAAUGAGGAACCAGAACUGAAAACUUGGAAUUCAGAAAUGAAUACACCUAUCUCUGUAAUAUGUCUUGCAUUACUAGGCACUUACGCUUUAGCAAAAAUAUUUCAAGAUUAUUUGUUACAUUAUUACAAUAUGAUAAAUAAUAUAUGGUUAUAUAUAUCUUUUUUGAUAACAAUGGGUUACUUAAUAUUUGAUGAUCAAAAUAUAGCAGAAUGUAUGAAUCAAGAUAUUAGAAAUUUUAAAGAACGAAUGAAGAAAUAUACCUCAAAAAACUUUUCUAACUUCCUUGAUGUAAAAUCUGAGAUUCGAAAACAGAGUUGUCAUGGUGAUGCGAGUUCAAAAGUUCUUCAAAACAGUUCGAAAAUUACACGAGAAAUAAUUCCAGAAGAAAAAACACACUUUUACAUAAGUGAUAAAAGCACUAACCAUGAAAAUGAGAACUGCUAUAUAAGUCAAGAAACUACACAUAACAAAGGAGAGACAAAAAAUUUGAAUUUAAAUACUUCAGAUUCCAGAGUCCACCAAGCUGAAACAAAUAUCACAGAAAAAGAAGAAACAGCAGGAAAAUCAGAUAACAACUUACACAAUGAACAGGAAUGCAGAUUACAACUGAUUGCGAAUAUGACAGAAAAAGAAAUUCAUUCAGAGGCAUUUAAUCAAGACCAUAACAUGAAAGAAAUGAAGCAAAAUGAGGAACAGUGGAAUUCUGUUCCUAAAGAAAAUAUCCUUAAACAAAGAGAAAAUAAUAACGGGGAAUUGAAUUCUUCAGAUCUUAACAUAGACGAAGUUGAGGGGAAUAUUGCAGGAAAAGAGAAAAUCCCAGUAAAAGCUUCAGACAACCUACAAGGGAUGGACGGAAAGAAAAACAGAUCAGAAACGAUCUUAAAUGGGACAGGAAAAGUUGCUGAAAAAGACAUUAACGUGGGUGUAUCGACUCAAGACUACAGUGAGAAAGACAUCAAGCGAACUGAAGAGCAGGCGACUUUAGUUCCUAACGAUAAUAUCAAUGAACAAAGAGAAAGUAAUAACGGGAAAGCAAAUCCGUUAGAUCCGUGCACAAACGAAACUAAAACAGAUGUUGCAGGGAAAGCGCAAACAUUAAGAAAAGCGCUUAAUAAAAUACAAGGCAUGAAUGAACAGGAAUGCUCAUCAGAAGUGACCGUAAGUGUGACAGGACGAGAUUAUGAAAAAGACGUUGAUGAAGCUGCAUCGAAUCAAAGCCGUAAUAAGAAAGACAACAAGCGAAAUGAGGCACAAGAGAAUGCAAGUUUUGACGAAAAUAUCAUUCAACCAAAAGAGAGUAAUAAGGUACAAUCAAGUCCUCCAGAUUGCUGUGCAGACAAAUCUGAAACAGAUAGUGCUAAAAAAGACGAAAUGUCACGAAAAACUUAUUGCAACAUAACAUUGAGAGCUGAAGAGUACUGCCCAUCAGAAUCCAUCGCUGAUGUGAGAACAGAUUCGGGAAAAGAUAUUCUUCCGUUUGCAUCGAGCCAAGACCAUACUGAGAAAGACAUCAAGCAAAAUGAUGGACAGACGAAUUCCGUUCCAUAACAAUAUUAUCUUUGAACAAAGAGAAAAUAAUAAUGGGGAAUCAAGUUCUUCAGACCUUAACACAGACGAAGCUGAGAGGAAAAUUGCAGGAGAGGAGGAGACCCCAAUAGAAGCAGAUGGUAACCUACAAGGGAUAGACGAAAAUAAAAACCGGCCAGAAACUAUUGCAAAUGGCACAGAAAAAGAUUCUGAAAAAGAUAUUAACGUGGGUGCAUCGAGUCAAGACCACAGUGAUAAAUACAUCAAGCAAUCUAAGGAGCGGGGGACUUUUGUUCCUGACGAUAAUAUCGAUGAACAAAGAGAAAGUAAUAAUAUGGAGUCAAGGGCUUCAGAUCCUAGCAGAAACGAAGGUGAAAUACAUGUUUCAGGGAAACAGGAAACACUAAGAAAAGCGCAUAAUAAUGUCCGAGGCAUGAAUGAACAGAAAUGCUCAUCAGAAGCGAUCGUAAAUGUGACAGGACGAGAUUCUGAAAAACACGUUGAUACAUGGCCAUCGAAUCAAGGACGUGAAGAGAAAGAUAGCCAGAAAUAUGGGACUUUGAAGAAUUCAUUUUCUGACGAAAAUAUCAUUGAACCAAAAGAGACUAAUAAAGUACAACCAAGUACUUCAGAUCGCUGCACGGACAUAGUUGAAACGAAUAGUACUGGAAAAGAGGAAAUAUCAAGAAAUACUCAUUGCAACAUAACAUUGAGGGGCGAAGAGAACUGUCAAUCAGAAUCGAUCACCGAUGUGAGAAAUGAUUCUGAAAAACAUGUUCGUCCGGUUGCAUCGAGCGAAGAUCACACUGAGAAAGACAUCAAACAAAAUGAUGAAAAGAGAAACUCCGUUCAUAACAAUGUUAUCUUUGAACAAAAAGAAAAUAAUAACGGGGAAUCACGUUCUUCAGAUUUUAACACAGACGAAGCUGAGAGGAAAAUUGCAAGAAAAGAGAAAACCCCAAUAAAAGCAGAUGGCUACCUACAAGGGAUGGACGAAAAGAAAAAACGAUCAAAAACGAUCUUAAAUGAGACAGGAAAAGAUUCUGAAAAAGAUAUUAAUGUGGGUGCAUCGAGUCCAGACCACAGUGAUAAAGACAUCAAGCAAUCUGAGGAGCAGGAGACUUUUGUUCCUGACUAUAAUAUCAAUGAACAAAGAGAAAGUAAUAACAUGGUAUCAAGGGCUUCAGAUCCUAACAGAAACGAAGGUGAAACAGAUGUUGCAGGGAAAGAGGAAACAUUAAAAAAAACGCAUAAUAACAUACAAGGCAUGAAUCAACAGGAAUGCUCAUCAGAAGCGAUAGUAAAUGUGACAGGACGCGAUUCUGAAAAAGACGUUGAUAAAGGUGCAUCGAAUCAAGGAUGUGUGAGGAGAAAGACAGCGAGCAAAAUGGGGCCCAGGAGAAUUCAAUUUCUGGUCAAAAUAUGA
This is a messenger RNA of Stegodyphus dumicola, 3520 nucleotides long. RefSeq lists its product as uncharacterized. The record is from RefSeq and is a predicted model, not a curated record. Lineage: Eukaryota; Metazoa; Arthropoda; Arachnida; Araneae; Eresidae.